AUGUCCUCUGACACGACUAAGCUGAUCGAGACGGAAUCCGUUAAGAGAUUCGCGUUUUUUGGCGUCACCAUCUCAACCGUCGCCACUCUUACCGCUAUCAUUGCUGUCCCGAUGCUUUGUCUAUACAUGCAGCAUAUCCAGUCCGGAUUGCAGGAUGAACUCAAUUUUUGCCGUUCACGAGGAGAAAGUGUGAAAGCGGAGUUCCACAAGCUUACUCGAUUUCAGCUCACCUCCAUUCGCCAAGCAGUACGGAUCAGUCGCGGGAAGCGCGCAGCAGAUUCUUGCUGCUCCUGCGGAACUGGGGCUCCAGGAGCACCUGGAGCUCCAGGAGAAGACGGUAAUCCUGGUACGCCAGGAGCGGACGCACCAGCUGGAGAAAUCAAUCCCAAACCAGAAGAUUUUUGUUUCGAUUGCGAACCGUCUCCGCCUGGACCUCCUGGCCCACCAGGACUCAAAGGACCAGAUGGGAUGCCUGGAGCACCGGGUGAACAUGGACACCAGGGCGGACUGGUCUUCGAGGAGCUCCUGGACCCACAAGGACCACCAGGAAAUCCAGGAAGUGAUGGACAACCAGGUUCUCCUGGGCAGCCUGGCCAGGUUCGAACAGUACCGUCACCCCAAGGAGAACCUGGCCCACCGGGAGAGCCAGGCCCUCAGGGACCACCCGGACCCGAUGGCCAUCCAGGAAAUCCUGGCCGAGCAGGAGCACCAGGACCUCAAGGAGACAACGGACCCGAUGGACUACCAGGCAAAAACGGAGAAGAUGGAGCAGCUGGCGAACCUGGAAAGGAUGGCACUCCUGGCUCUUGCGAUCACUGCCCAAUUCCUCGAACUGCACCCGGCUACUAA
Messenger RNA from Ostertagia ostertagi, 849 nucleotides. NCBI's taxonomy places the organism in Eukaryota, Metazoa, Nematoda, Chromadorea, Rhabditida, Trichostrongylidae. The record is from the annotation of a GenBank genome assembly.